This is a messenger RNA of Pistacia vera, 1654 nucleotides long. Its product is annotated as chromo domain-containing protein LHP1. The transcript is spliced from 6 exons. Gene Ontology annotation, cellular component: nucleus. The record is from RefSeq and is a predicted model, not a curated record. Gene Ontology annotation, biological process: heterochromatin formation. Bases 62 to 1330 code for a protein of 422 amino acids. Lineage: Eukaryota; Viridiplantae; Streptophyta; Magnoliopsida; Sapindales; Anacardiaceae.
AGCAAAUUUAAAGCAUUAAUUCAGAAAUUCAAGUGUCAGAGUUUGAUUUUGAACAAGCAUAAUGAAAGUGAAGGGAGGAGGGAAGAGGAAGGUGGUAGCCGGAGGAGGAGGGAAUCUGGGUCUAAACGACGCCGUUGAUGUUUUCGUUGUUGAAGAGAAUCACAUUGAUGUAAAUGAGGUGAAACAACAAGAUGGUGAAGAAAUAGAAGAGGAGAACGAGGAGGAAGAGGAGGAAGAAGAAGACGAAGAAGAUGAAGAUGAAGAAGUGGCACGUGACGAGGAGCCUCAAGAAGACCGCCCCAAGCUCGAUGAGGGCUUCUUUGAAAUAGAAGCCAUUCGUCGUCGAAGAAUUCGCAAGGGUCAGCUUCAGUAUCUUAUCAAAUGGCGUGGUUGGCCGGAAACUGCCAAUACUUGGGAGCCAUUGGAGAAUCUGCAGUCAUGUUCAGAUGUUAUCGAUGCAUUUGAAGAGAGCUUGCGGUCGGGAGGCAAAUCUUCUAGGAAGCGCAAACGCAAAUAUGGUGGUCCUCAUACUCUUACAAAGAAGAAACAGCCACGCUCUAGUAAUGCUGCAUAUAAUGUUGGUGUUGCUGGUCUAUCUCUAGCCACUCCUCCUCUCAGUAACACAAACCUUAUUGAUUUCCCAGUCUCCAAUCAAUCCAUAGGAUCAGGUCAUGAAGGACAAAAAAAUGGAGACCUCAGCAUUGUCAAAACACGUAGGCAAACUAGUGAGAAUAGAUUUGCAAAUGGUUCUAAACAAGUUGAUAUGAGGAAAGAGGAAACCGAGUAUGAUCCAAAGCUUAGUGAGCUGAAAGGAACAAUGUUUAGUAACGAGGCCAAUGUGGAUAAGCUUGCAGUAAAUUUACAAGAUGCCAAAGUUUUAGAAGGCAGUGGUCUUACUCAUGGGGUCUCCAAGGUUGAUCGAGUGGAAUCAGUUCCAAAUGAUCGACGUACAGGAGCUAAGAGAAGGAAGUGUGGUUCUGUGAAGAGGUUUAGACAAGAUUUAGCCUCUUCUAAACCGGUAGCUGCACAAGAUUCAGCACCAAGCAUUGCUGCUGGCUGUGGUGGUACAGGUGAGCAACCUGGGAUUGGAAAUUCAAGUCACAAGAACAAGAUUGAUGGUUCCAGAAAUGCAUCUGCACUUGUUAAAAUCAUCAGGCCAAUGGAUUUCUCAGCUUCUGUAUCAGAUAAUGUCCAGGAUGUGUUAGUGACCUUUAUGGCAUUGAGGUCUGAUGGUAAAGAAGUGAUGGUGGAUAACAAGUUUCUCAAGGCUAAUGAUCCUCUUCUGUUGAUCAACUUCUACGAGCAACAUCUCAAGUACAGUCCACAAUGAUUUGAUGGGAGUUUUAGAAGGAGUUUGUGAGUGUAGCAAUAUUUGCUUCAAGCUAGAUUUUGUUGUAUACAGAUGUUAUUAGUUCUCUAGUUGCAAGAGAUGCCCUAAGAUGAAAAAUACCCUUUUGCUCCGGCAAAUGACAGAAAGCUGAGUGGUAAUAUUGUAGUACCAUUUCUACCUCUAUUUGCCUUUUGUCUAAUUAGGUGUCAGAUUUAUCUACCAACUGCAUGAGUAUUUAACUUGGAGAUGUUUAGAGAUUCAUUAACUCUAGAAGUAUACAUAGUGUAUGAACGAUCAUUUGUAAUGAAACUUAUCUUCAUCGGA